This is a messenger RNA of Menidia menidia (Atlantic silverside), 1794 nucleotides long. NCBI's taxonomy places the organism in Eukaryota, Metazoa, Chordata, Actinopteri, Atheriniformes, Atherinopsidae. The record is from the annotation of a GenBank genome assembly.
AUGUUCCGCUCAACUUUACAAAACGUGGACUUGUUUUGGGUAAUUUUGAUGUGGUGUGUCUUUUUACCGGAGGCUGGCUGUAGAUCGGCCGGUGCAGACAGCUGUCAUGAGGUUAAGACUGCCUACAUGAUGCGCCAAAUAGGCCCCGUGGAGCUGGUACCACAGAGACCGGGAACAGGGGCAUCUCUCAGAGUUUGUGCCCACCCUGGUCCCAGCUGCUGUACCAGUAAAAUGGAGGACAGCUACAUGGCAGCUGUCCGCAGCGAAACACAGCAGAAGAUGCGAUCCUACAGUUUUGAACUUAAGUACCUGAUUGCUGGACACCGCAAGGCCUACCAAGAGACAUUUCAGUCGCUUGUCUCCUUCACAGCGAAUCUCACCAGCACUCUGUUUGACAGUUCCUAUUCUGCUCUCGCAUCGGACUGUCGCCCCCUUGUGUUUCAGCUGUUCAGCGAAAUCAAACGCCACCUUUCUGGAGAUCCUAAUUCCUCUCUGGACCAAGCAGUGCGCCAAUUCUACGAUGAUCUUUUCCCAUUGGUCUAUCGUCGCCUGCUCAACCCUGGGAUCGGCCACACGUCAACUCUGCCCCAGUCUUCUUUUUCCACCGGUCAGGAUGACUGUCUACGGAUGACGCAGCAGGAUGUCAGCCCGUUCGGACUCCAUCCUCGCCUCCUCAUCAGCAAUCUGUUUAAAGCUCUCAGGCCAGGUCGAGCACUGAGCCGGCUGCUGAUGCUGGCCGGGGAGGUGGUGAAUGCCACAGAGAAGGCCACGUUAUCCAGAGAAUGUGGGCAGGGGUUAGUGAAAAUGCAGUACUGUUCCCACUGCAGGGGGCUGACACUGAUACGGCCCUGUACUGGACUCUGCGUAAACAUUAUGAGAGGGUGCUUGGUGGGUGUGUCUGAACUGGGUGCCCCCUGGGGAAAUUUGGUAGUAUUGCUCCAACGUUUAGCUGCUACUUUAGCGACCAGCAGCAACCACAACAGUUUAGAGCUAGCUCUGUUAGCUGUCCGAAAUCAUGUGAAUGAUGCCAUAUUACAUACACAACUGCAUGGACCACGCAUCACAGCCACAGUAGAGAAGGUGUGUGGACCACAGGCAUCUGGGCCUUUGAUGACAGACUACUUAUAUACAACAAUUCAUACAACUUCAUUAACAUUAAAGAGGUCCCCUGUGAUUUCCCCUCCUCCUCUUCAUCGACGUUUGCAGUGGCAGCCUCGAAAGUCAUUCCCUCUUAAGGGCUCAAGAAGAGACAAGAGUCGAAGCCUGAAGAAGCUGUCGAGGGAGUUUGAAGGCUCUAUCCAACGGUACCAGUGGUUUUUCACUGAGCUGCCAGAGAUGCUCUGUGAAAGCGAGAUGGAGGUUGAGCAACACACAUGCUGGAGCGGCCAAGAUGUUGUGGAGAGCUAUGAAAGUCGUGUUGUUGGAAGCACUUUAACAGCCCAGAGGGAAAACCCGGAGAUGACGGUCCGAAAUACAGAUACUGUCCUGAAAGGGUUGAAACGGAAGCUGGAGCAGCUGACGCAGGUGAUGAAACAUCCAGUGGUCAAAGUCCUGAAGCAAAGCACAUGGAUUCUCAUUAUCGCCCAGUGCCUCCUCAUCAACACUCUCCUCCACAGCGCACGGCCGGACGCGCACAGGAGGAGGAGAAGGAGGAAAAAGGAGGAGGAGGAGAAGGAGGAGGAGGAAACAAGCGGGGUGUACCUGACACCCACAGCAGCUCUCGUGUGUCGCAGACCGGGCUCUCCCUCACCUCUCCUGUCCGGCUGCGUGAAUGUCCAUUACCCGGAGCUCUGA